Coprinopsis cinerea okayama7#130 is the source of this 1047-nucleotide messenger RNA. Its product is annotated as transcription factor GATA-4. The annotation marks the transcript as partial. The transcript is spliced from 2 exons. Lineage: Eukaryota; Fungi; Basidiomycota; Agaricomycetes; Agaricales; Psathyrellaceae. Gene Ontology annotation, molecular function: sequence-specific DNA binding; zinc ion binding. Gene Ontology annotation, biological process: regulation of DNA-templated transcription. The record is from RefSeq and is a predicted model, not a curated record.
AUGACCGCAGCUCAACCGAUGAUGUACGACUCGAUGACCAGCUACAACUUUGACGAGUCGCAGUGGCCCAAUGACGCAGCGUCGAUCACUUCUAAGCGCUAUACUUGGGGGGAAGACACUCGGCGGAGUAGCCCUACUGAUAUGUCCUCCGUCCGCUUCCAGCAAGCGUACCUGUCGUCGGAUCUCAGGACGACCAUUAGUCCUGUGGAUUCACCAGCUUACCAGCCACUCCUCCUGCCCAACGACAACGGCCUCCUUCCAUCCAUCUCGACCAAUGCCCAUGUCCCUCGAGGACUCGGCUACAUCGACUCUUCCCCGUCGACCGACUCUGACGAAGCUCCGGAACCCACUGCUUCAUCCCAGUGGCACAACAGCUAUAACUACCCAUACAAUGGUCGAGCCUCGCCCAACCCCCGCAUGUCCCGCUCCAGCACCAGCUCCCCCGACUGGUCUGGUGGAUUGAAUCUCCAGAUCCCCUUCGACUCGAACUGGAUGAUGCCGCAGAUGGAUAGCGCUGUGACUCCCUACAGCGCGACGCAACAAGCCAUGUCCCUGAACGGACUCAUCUUCCCCAACCGCUUCUCACCCGUCUCCACACCCUCGCCUCCGCCCCUCUACCAAGAAAGUAUCCUCCCAUCACGGACCACGCACUCGUCUCCUCGCGUCAAAAACGAUACGCCAGGAGUCAAGAAGUGCUCCCAUUGCCAAGCCACCUCUACUCCCCUCUGGAGACGCGAUCCCUCGACCUUCAAACCCCUCUGCAAUGCUUGCGGUCUGUACCUCCAACAACGAAACCGACUGCGCCCACAGGAGCUCAUCGACGCUGACACCGACGACGGCAACACCACCGACGACUCCNAUGUGAACUACGUAGGCCCCGAGUGCAGCCACUGUCGAACCCACCACACAUCCGUCUGGAGGAGAAGCAAGACGGGAGCUCAACUCUGCAACGCAUGUGGCGUCUACCUCAGGCUGCCAGGCAAACCCCGUCCCCUCUCCCUAAGGAAAAACAAGAUCAAGCCUCGCUCCAAGCACCCCAAGCAGUGA